Molecule: messenger RNA, 1358 nt
Organism: Mucor mucedo
Lineage: Eukaryota; Fungi; Mucoromycota; Mucoromycetes; Mucorales; Mucoraceae
Product: pyridoxal phosphate-dependent transferase
Exons: 3
Coding region: 30-1190 (386 amino acids)
Biological process (GO): L-threonine catabolic process; glycine biosynthetic process
Cellular component (GO): cytosol
Molecular function (GO): L-allo-threonine aldolase activity
Source: RefSeq, a predicted model, not a curated record
CUCUUCCACUUUUAUCUCUAUUUCCAUAAAUGUCACCUCUUACCGCAAGUGUUCACGCCGAAAAGCCUUUCAUUUUCGAUUUGACUAGUGAUACCGCAACUAUCCCUACAGAUGAGAUGUUUGAUAUCAUGAAAGCUGCCACCCGUGGCGAUGACGUCUAUCAGACUGAUGAUGAUUGUAAAGCCCUCGAAGACUAUGUUGCUGACAUGAUGGGCCAUGAAGCAGCCUUAUUCUGUACUAGUGGUACCCUCUCAAACCAACUCGGUCUUAGAUGUCUCUUGUUCCAACCUCCUCAUUCGGUCUUAUGUGACUCUCGUUCUCAUGUUUUUAAUUAUGAGUGUGGUGGUAUCGCUUACCAUUCCCAGGCCAAUGUAGUACCUGUUGUUGCCAAGGGUACAUAUAUGACAGCCGAAGAAGUUGAAAGCAAAAUCAACAGAGACACUUUAUGCGGUGCCAUAACUAGAGUCGUAUCUCUUGAAAACACUAUGAAUGGUACAAUCAUGCCCAUUGAAGAAAUCCGGAAGAUCCAUGAUGUUGCUCGCGCCAAUGACUUAAAGAUGCAUCUUGACGGUGCCCGUCUUUGGAACGCUAGUCAAGCUACUAAGACACCUUUGAGUGAAUAUGGUAAAUGUUUUGAUACAAUUUCGAUUUGUUUGUCUAAGGGAGCUGGUGCACCAAUCGGUUCUAUGCUCACGGGAACAAAGGAAUUAAUCACUCGUGCUCGCCACAUUCGUAAGAUGAUGGGUGGUGGUUGGAGACAAGCUGGUAUGUUAGCUGUUGCUGCACGACACUGUAUUAAUACAGUUGUCCCCACCAUGCCUGAGACACACGCUCUCGCCCGUAAACUCGGAGAAAGUCUUCAGGCAUUGGGAAUGAAAUUGCUCCUGCCUGUUGAAACCAACAUGUUAUUUAUUGAUACUAAGCCCACUGGUCUCACUAUUGCUGAAUUGGCAGAUGCUCUCAAAGCAAAAAAUAUCAAGAUCUUUAGUAAUAACGGUACAACCACACGUCUUGUAUUCCAUUACCAAAUUACAUCAGAAGCUAUCGACAAUUUUGUUCAGGUUGCUGCUGAAUUGGUACAAAUGAAGAAAAAGUCUGGAUUUGUCCCUCCUCCCCCAUCGAACUCUGUAGUUGAAACCAUUGAACAAACUGCCGAAUCUGCUUAUCCUAGUGCAACCGUGAAGAAUUAAUCAUUCCCACGCCUCAAUAAUAACACAAACAUUGGAAAUAGAGAACCUAAAUAUGAUGUAUAUGUAUAUCCAUUCUCUUCAUAUUAUUUAGACUUAAAUUUUAGCUUUGAAUAUAUAACACACAUUCACCCACAUUAAUAAUAAAUCAUAUCAUAUCAUCAUUAAAAA